CUUACUACUACGUACCUAACCUACAAAUUUGGGUAUAUGUUUUUAUUUACUUAUUUAAACAAUUUGUAAUUUGUAUUCGUAUUUCUAUAUUUAUUGCAACAAUUUGCCGUCAUUUGUUAAUAAUAAACUGAGAAGCAUGGCUAAACAAUAUGGCUUAAUUAAACCAAAUAAAAAGGCUACAGGGCCAAUACCAAUAAGCAGACCUUCAAUUUUCGAUGAAGACUCAGAUUCCGACUCGCCCAAAUCUUUCAAACCCACUGGCAGCACCAAAGUGAAAAAACAAGAUAUUAUAAAUCAACAAAAAGCUCUAGAGGAAGAUCCAACAGUUUACCAAUACGAUGAAGUUUAUGAUGCAAUGGAAACCAAAAAGAAGGAAUCGAAAUUGGCAAGGAAAGAUAUUGACAAGAAACCAAAAUAUAUCAGCAAACUUUUACAAGCUGCUGAAAGAAGGAAACGUGAACAUGAGAGAAGAGUUGAGAGACAGGUGCAAAAGGAAAGAGAAGAAGAAGGCGAAGAAUUUAAAGACAAAGAAUCCUUUGUAACAUCAGCCUACAAAAAGAAACUGGAAGAAUUCAAAGUUUUAGAAGAACAAGAAAAACGUGAAGCAUAUUUGGAAGCUAUUGGUGACGUCACUAAGCAAGGUAAUUUGGAUGGAUUCUACAGACAUCUGUAUGAUCAAAAAGUGAAUUUUGAUGAUAAGAAAAAAGAAAAUGAUAUUAAAAAAGAAGUUAGCAGUGAUAAUGAAGAAACAAAGAAAGAUGAUAUCAAAGAAGAAGAUACAAGUGAAGCAACCACGUCAAAAAAACGGAAAUCCAGUAGUUGUGAAGACACAAAAACUGGUAAAACAGCCGGAGGCAAAAGACGUAAAUACAGAUCACGAAAAGACAUCAAUAGUGACGAUGAAAAAUCUGUUUCAGAAAGUGAAAAAACUGAAACUCAAAAAGCCCACUUGCCUUCAAAUCUUGACGCCGAUUCAGAUUUUAGUGUAGAUGAUUCUUCAGAUGAUGAAGAAACUGUUGACAAAAAAGAUGAGACAGAAAAAGAUAAAACAGUUGAAAAUGAGGGUGAAAAAUUACAAUUGCCAGCUAAAGGAAAUGUUUUGAGUGAUAAUGCUGCCCUGGCAAAGAAAGGCGAUGAUGAAGAAAAAGAUGAGAAAAAUAAUGACAAUGAAAAACCUAAAAAGCCUAAAAUCGAUAUAUGGAAAAAAAGGACUGUUGGGGAAAUCUUUGAUGAAGCUGUUAAAAGAUAUUUUGAAAGGAAAUCAGCAAGAGGGUGGUAGAGGAUAGAUAAUAAAUUGUGCAGAUUAUAAAAACAAUAAAAUUGUUUUUUUUUUAUAUAAAUUUUAUAAUCAAAUUAUUUUCUUCUUAGCAAACCACAAUAUUAUAGUCAUAAUAUAUGAAUCUAAUUUUUAACUUUCUUCUGUUGCCUCUGUCGGUAAAUAUCAUUCAUUGGAGGCAAAUGCAAAUCUUCAUCAUCAGAUCCAUCCAAACUUAAUCCUAGUUUCUUUCGCCUUUUAACCCCUAAACCACCAUUUUCUUCCACAAUCCAAUGAACCGAUUUGGCAAUGUCAAAAAGCCUCACGUCUCCGUGUUCUGUGGGGGCAGGAACUUGCUCUGGUAAAUGCAGUCUGUUGAAAAUGUCCAUUAAAAUAUCAAUGUGUACAAAGGGACCUCUGAAACAAUUUGGUGGUGGUAAUGAUGUGCAUAGAUGGGCAGCUGCUGGAGGCAUCGGAAAUGAUCCACCUAAAAAAUAGAAUUAAAUCACAUAUAUUGGUUGGUUAUUGGACAAUGUUCAAAUUCUUACCAGGCACUGGAUGUUCACCAGGUAAAACUUUAUUCUUGGGCUUAUAGGGAACCAUUUGAGCGUAAUCGGGUUUUGGUAGCGGUCUUUCCACUUCUUGAUUAAUUAUAGACUGAAAAUAGUGAUUUCUUCCUGCCACUCCCGAUGUAAAGUUUAUAACCUCAGUAUAUCCUAUACUUUUCAAUUCUUGAGCUGUACAGGGGUACAGAUCCAAAAAUCUGUAUCUGUCCACCAGUUGGGCAGUCUCUUUGCCUUCAAACUCUUUGAUUUUCGAUAAUACUUCUGCUCGUCUUUUUUCAACUUUAACUAUGGAAGGCAAAUCACCUAUGUUAGAUUCAAAUUCUAAAAAUUUAUUCCAAAUAUCGACAGAUUUUUCAUUUCCAAGACUUCCUGAGGAUAAGACUCUUUCAAACAAUACUCUGGUGUUGUUAUCUUCAUUCAAGUGAGACAAAUAGUCAAUAUAGGAAGUGACAUACUCAGGAAUAUCGGCAAAUUUUUUUAAACCCAAUUCAAAAAUCCUAAAAUAAAAGUCACAGUUAAAAAAAUGCUUACUUUUGAAGAUCACAAAAUUACCUGAAUGCAAUAUUUUUAUCCUUCGAACAAUAAUACUCCAUCAGAGCCGCACAAACAAAAAUAUGAUAUUGAGAUCUAGGAUCUUCUCUGGCCCGUUUAAACACACUUCUAGCCGAUUUAAUGCCUUCAGCUCUUCUGGCAAACUUCAUAUAUUGAGUGUAGGCCAGCGUAGGAUCAAUGUCUUUGAUAUCCAAAUAUUUUGAAUAAAUUUGAUGGACUUUUUCGUAUUUCAUGCGUCCUUCUUCGUAGUCUGCGUAAGCAAAGUACAGGAGCAUGUUACGGUUUAAAAGCGAACUGGUGGCCCUUUCAAAAACGUGUGCCGCUUCUUCGCUGAAUAGUUUUGAAGCAUUUAUGU
Messenger RNA from Ceutorhynchus assimilis (cabbage seed weevil), 2728 nucleotides. The record is from the annotation of a GenBank genome assembly. Lineage: Eukaryota; Metazoa; Arthropoda; Insecta; Coleoptera; Curculionidae.